AUGGUUCUCGACAAAUCACCACCAACCGACAUACAUCAACCAAUCUCCCUUCCCUCCCCUUCCCUCCGAUCAAUUCAUCUCCCACGACACCAUCCUCACCCUCCAUCCCCCUUCCUCCCAUCCUCCGACCAAAGCCCACAAAACCUCCGACACCGACCUAUCAAGCCACCACAAGGAUACCCCCAGCACACACCCGCCCCGAAAACCCCAGCUAACACCGGUAAACGCGGGAGUCAGUAUGCGUGUCUUGGCGGAUGGCGAUUCUCGCCACUUUCCCCCGGUACGGGACCUAGCCAUUUCCUGUUCCUGGUUCCUAUCAGCCGCGUGUUCGCGCCUGAGGAAUGGUGGGUCUGGUAUUGUUAA
This is a messenger RNA of Dothidotthia symphoricarpi CBS 119687, 363 nucleotides long. RefSeq lists its product as uncharacterized. The transcript has a single exon. Bases 1 to 363 code for a protein of 120 amino acids. Lineage: Eukaryota; Fungi; Ascomycota; Dothideomycetes; Pleosporales; Dothidotthiaceae. The record is from RefSeq and is a predicted model, not a curated record.